AUGUUUGACUCUGAUAUUUUAACAUCGACACUCGCUCGCUAUAUAAUUAUCUAUCUAUCUAUCUAUCUAUCUAUCUAUCUAUCUAUCUAUCAAUGUAAUCCUGUUCCUAUCUACCUGUAUAUCUGUCGGACCGACAAGAUUUUUAUUACUGCUAAUAUUCUUUUUAUCUAUCUAUCUAUCUAUCUAUCUAUCUAUCUAUCUAUCUAUCUAUCUAUCUAUCUCAGUCUAUUCAUAUUAUCUAUCUAUCUGUCGCAGUCUAUUACUAUCUAUCUAUUGAUUUUUAUUGCUGAUAAUAUUUUUUUUAUCUAUCUAUCUAUCUAUCUAUCUAUCUAUCUAUCUAUCUCUGCCUAUUCAUAUCUAUCUAUGCCUAUUCUAUCUAUCUAUCUAUCUAUCUAUCUAUCUAUCUAUCUAUCUCUGCUUAUUCAUAUCUAUCUAUCUGUCUAUCUCAGCCUAUUCAUAUCUAUCUUAUAUCUAUCUAUCUAUCUAUCUAUCUAUCUAUCUCUGCCUAUUCAUAUCUAUCUAUCCAUCUAUCUAUCUAAUCUGAUCUGA
Acanthosepion pharaonis is the source of this 549-nucleotide messenger RNA. Lineage: Eukaryota; Metazoa; Mollusca; Cephalopoda; Sepiida; Sepiidae. The record is from the annotation of a GenBank genome assembly.